AUGGCAAGACCAUUAGCAAAAAUAUGUGACAUCAAUGACACCAAAGAACUUUGGAAAGUUUCUGUUCGUGUGCACCACAAAUGGACAGUUGUUUCGAACAAGAGGGAGCAUUUUGAGAUGAUUUUUGUUGAUGUAUCGGGUGGUGACAUACAUGUUGUUGUUCCUGCACCGCAUGUAUCUCUAUUUUCAGAAAAAAUGGUCUUGGAUCAUAGUUACACUGUUUCCAAUUUUAAGGUUCAGGCUAAUGUUGCGGCUUUCAGACCUUCGUCUCAUAAGUUUAUGUUGAAGUUUACUGCUGGCACUACGGUUACGGAUGAUAACAACGCGAAAAUACCUCCAAAGCCGCUGGUGUUUACUAAAUUUACUGAUAUAAUAAACGGCAACUUUAACAAGGAUGUGCUAAUAGAUGUCAUUGGUAUGGUGGAAAGUAUUGGGUAUUCACAGACCACAUCAGGUGCCCGGAAGCAGCAGAUUAACAUGAUGCUGCGUGACGGGGGUGAGAAUACUAUCAAUUGCACGCUUUGGGAAUCCUAUGUUGAACAAUUCAUGAAGUUCAAGCAGGAGCGCGGAGAUGAUUCUGGUCCUAUUUUUGUCAUGAUCCAAUAUGCUAAAGUCAAGGAACAGGGAAAGUUUCCACUGUCCGUGACAAACACGUUUAAUGUUACCGUCCUUGGUCUGAAUACUGAUUUGCUGCCGAUGAAAGAGUUUAUAGAAAGUUUUCCGAAGGAUUCCAUGAUUACGUUGUCUGGCCAGGAGGGUUCCAAUUCACAGCUUUCGGCACAGAACUCUGAAAAUCAACAGAUGACUCCUGUACAGAAAUUGCUUUCAAAGGCUGUUGUAAUGCCUAUUGGGGAUAUCAUAAAACUUAGAACUAUUACAUUUUGUACGACUGUUGGAGAAACUAAAAUGCUGGUUGCCUCUCCGUAUGGCUGGUAUUAUCGUGGUUGUCAUGCUUGCUCAUGUAUUGCGCAUGGUGACAGAGCUCCGUUUGAGUGUGAGGCUGGACAUUUCACUAAGGCAGAGAUUUUUAGGUUAACAUACUUGUCACAUGUAUAA
Messenger RNA from Vicia villosa (hairy vetch), 1056 nucleotides. RefSeq lists its product as uncharacterized. The transcript has 8 exons. The record is from RefSeq and is a predicted model, not a curated record. Lineage: Eukaryota; Viridiplantae; Streptophyta; Magnoliopsida; Fabales; Fabaceae. Bases 1 to 1056 code for a protein of 351 amino acids.